AUAUGACAUUUGGAUAGACUGGCUCGCGGCAGGUGUUGAAGUUUGUCCCGAGUGCUAAAAAUUGAAAGAAGCCGUUCAAGUUCAUACUGACGAAAGUCAGUAUGGCAGAAGAACAGGGCUUAUCAUGGCAAGAAUACUUAGACGUCAGAUUGGUGAAGGAAAGAGUUUGGACUGAACAAAGAAUGGAGGAGAUCCGGGCCCUCCUUUGUAAAGAGAUGGAAUGGAAGGUUGUGAAUGUCCAUGAGUUAUGGGAAGCCAAGGAGAUGAAACGCAGAGAGAAGGAAAAGAAAAAACAGGAAGAUGAGAAAGUUGUCAAAACUUGUCAAGAAAACAUGAAGGAGAAGUGGACCAGUGAGAAGAUGAAAUGGGAGGAGAAGAGGAUACAGGAGAAAGAGAGACAACUCGAAGAGGAAUGGAAAAAGAUGGAAGCAGAGAGAAGCCAAGUGGAAGAAAUGAAGAUGAAUGAGAGAAUUGACCUGGAGGUCCUCAGAAAGAGACUGAAGGAGGGAGAGGAAAAGCUGAGAGAGAGUGAGACAUUGGAGAAGCAACGAAAGAAGGUCCUUGAUGAAGAGAGAGACAGGAUGGAGAAAGACAGGAUAAAACUGAAGCAGGAGAGGAGGGAAGUAGCGGAACUGAAGGCUGAGCUAGACCAACUGCGGCUGGACAUGGAAGGGCUUCGACUGCGAGAGACUGAAAAAGUCGAGAGAGAAUAUUCCCAGAAAAAGAAAGCGCUGGAGGAGGAGAAAAGAAGGUUGCAUGAAGACAGAGAGAGAAUGAGGAAAGAACAAGAGCAACAUCUGAAGGAGUUGGAGAUUCAGAGGGAGAAACUUGAACAGAGUGAGGUAGCGCUGAAGGAGAAGGCAGCACAGAAGAAAGAGAAGUUUCUCCUUAAAAAGCAAGAAUUGGAGAGUGAGUGUCAAACAAUUGAAACUGAGAAAAAGAGAAUGGAGGAAGAACUAAAGGUGGUGCAGGAACAAGUGUAUGUCCUGAAAUCACAACUUUUGGAGGAGGAAGGACAGAGAGAGAUGUUGCGAACUCAGGAGGCCAUUAAUAGAGCAAAUCUGGAGCAAGAAUGGAGGAUGUUUGAGAUCGAGAAAAGGAGGCUGGAAGAUAUGGUGGAGACAGGGAGUAAAAAGAUGAAGACCCAACAACUGCAACUGCAGGAGGAAGAGAGAAAGAUGAAAGCCAAGAUGGAGAUGGACAGACGGAGGCUGGAAGACAAGAUAGAGAUGGAGAGGAAAAACUUAGAGAGCCAACGAUUUCAACUGCAGCAGGAGGAGAGACAGAUGAAAGAGAAGGCCACUAUGAAGAUGGAGAUAGAAAAAAGAAAGAUGGAGGAUCAAAUGGAGGCCCAGCGACGGCAACUGCAGGACGAGGAGAGGAAGAUGAAAGAGAAGGCCGCUAUGAAGAAAGAGAAGAUGAAUGCAAAAAUGAAAGAGGCUGAGGAAGAAUGUGAGAAGAUUGAGCGAGAGAGAAGAUCCUUGGAAAGAACAGUCAGUGAGAGGGUUGCCCAAAGAAAGAAAGAACUUGAGGAUGAAUGGAAAAAGAUUGACAGUGAGAGGAAGGCCAUGGAAACAAGACUUGAGAACGAAAUAAAAAAAAUAGAGAGUCAGAGACAAAAACUUGUAAAGAUGGAGAAGGAGCAUUGGCAAGAACUGGAAAAGGAGGAGGAGCGAAUUCUGGACAAGUUGAACGCUGAGAAAAGAAAGCUAGAAAGAAAGAAAAAAUGGCUCGACACAGAGAGAAAGGAACUGGAUUGUAGAUUAGAAGGGGAGCAAAGAGAGAUGGAAAUUGAAAAGGAAAAGCUGGAGGCAACAGAGAAGAGACUGCUGCACAAACAUGCGCGGAGACAACAGAGAGAUGCCAUGAGAAAAAUGGAGGUGGAGGAGGAGUGGAUGGACAUUAAGAGACGAAUAGAAUCUGAGAAAAAGACAUGGCUUAAUAAUGAUGCAAAAACAGCAAUGGAACCAGUCAGCAUUGGAAGUUGUUCUAUGGAUGCAGAGCAGAAGACCUUCUCAAGGAAACCAAAGGCUGUGAAGGGGGCAGCAUAUGAAAAGCAAAAACAUGCUGCUGAACUCUCCCCCUCGGACAGUGAUGAUGAUCCUUGGGAAAGUGAUGGGGAGGCUACUCUGGAGUACAGAAAGCCCAUACAUAACAUUGCUCUCAAACACAUAGUUAAGAAACGUCUGGAAGAGGGUCCAGUUGUGACUGAGAGAACUGAUCUCAUGCCAAAACCAAAGAAGAGUCCAGUUAAGAAAGAGGGGACUGGUCAAGACAAAAAGGAGCCAAAAUCAAAUGUUGAGAUCACUGAUUCUUCUGAAAGGUCUGAGGACAAAGGCCAUGGCACACACAGUUUGGCAUCCGCCGAAACCAAGCCAAUUGGAAACAGCAGUCAAGCUACAGGUCUAAAUUUUAACAACAACAAUGCUGCGCUGAAAAGCAUAAUGCCUUGGGCACAAGUUCAGCAGAUUGUUACUGGCGAGGAUGAUGACAAUCAUUCUCCAAUAGACAGUGAUGUGAAGUCUAAAUCUGCCCUUGUGGUGGAGACCUCGGGAAAGAAAAAUAUACCAACAAAGACUGAGGGAAUGGACAAGGACAGUGCAAUGAAACUUGCGGAAAGUGUCCCAGCAGAGAAAAGAAAUGAUGUGUCUGACCAGGAUCAUGCUCUUUUGCAACAGAAAGCCAGUGACAGUAAUUCACAGAUGAACACAAACAUUCCAAAGACCUUGAAAAAUGGCAAUGUGUGCACACCAUCCCCAAACACCAUGGAGGAGAAGCCAUCAGCAAAUGCAUUACCACCCAUGACAUCAGCUAAGAAUGAGUUGAAGGCAAACUGCAUUCAGGAUAAUACUGAUGGUCUAAAGAAAAUCAGUAGCACAGCUGUGGAAGAAAGCAUGGCACCCCAGAUACAGCCUGUCCAUGAGUCCAUGCCAUCUCCAGCCGAAAUGGUUGGAAAGCCUCCAGCAAACCCAGAGGCUCUCUUGCAUAGGGUGAAGAAUGACGAUAAUCCACAGGCAAAGACAACAACUCAACAGCCCUGGAAAAAUGACAUUGUGUCCAGGCCAUCUCCAGCCGAAAUGGUUGGAAAGCCUCCAGCAAACCCACUAGCCUUCACGACACCACAGGUCCAGGACACUGUAACUAAUAUGGAUGAGAGUGAGACUAAACCCAGCCCUCUGAUGGAGAGAAAGGAAAAGAUACCGGGAAAAGGGGAGGGAAUGGAUAAGGACAUUGACAUCAAACAUAUCGAAAGUGUUCCCACAAGGAAAGGGCAAGUGCUCACCGCUGAAGGUGAAAGAGAGGAAGAUACAGCAGAAGAGGAUGAUGAGUAUUCUCCAUGGGAGGAGAGUGAUGAGUAUGACUCCGAGGUGGAAGAGGCUAAAAUAAUCCCCAAACACAAGUAUGUUGACAAAAACAAGGAAGACAAUACACACAUGGGGAAGCCUAGCAUGCUAACUGAUGCAAAAGAGAAUGCAAAAAAACAAGCUGAAUUUCUGGAUGUGGAUGAGUUGAUUGAGGGAGAAUCAAAAACAACUGAUAAAAAUGGGCAGGAAAGGUCCUCAGAAAAGAGCCCAACAAUGAGGAUGGAUCCGCUUCCAAAGAAACCCGAGGCUCUCUUGCAUAGGGUGAAGAAUGACGAUAAUCCACAGGCAAAGACAACAACUCAACAGCCCUGGAAAAAUGACAUUGUGUCCAGGCCAUCUCCUAGAGAAAUUGUUGGAAAGCCUCCAGUAAACCCACCAGCACCCAUGACACCAGAGGCUCAAGGGUCUGUGACUCCAAUGGAGGGGGAGGAGUCCUCUCCAUGGGACAGUGAUGAUGAGAGUGAGUCUAAACCCAGCCCUCUAGUGGAGAGAAAGGAAAAGAUAUCAGGAGAAGGCAAGGCAAUGGACAAGGACAUUGAUAUCAAACAUGUCGAAAGUGUCCCUGCAAGGAAAGGGCAAGUGCUCACCACUGAAGCUGAAAUGAAGGAUGAUGAGGAACACGAUGAUGAGUCUCCAUGGGACAGCGAUGAGGAUGACUGCAAGGUCACCGCUGAGGUGGGGGAGACUAAAUUAAUCCACAGACAGGAGGAAAAAGUAAAGACGCAGGACAAAGACUGUCUUGAAAAUAAGAAAGAUAACAUGCACAUGCGGGCGGAGAAGGUGCAUAGCAUGCCAGCAGAUGUGGGGGCUGAUGAGAAACAAGCUGAUCUGGAGGUGGACUUGGACCUGCUGCUGGAGGAAGAAUUUGAGCUAAUGGAGAAAGAGAAACAAGCUACGUCCUCAGCAAGCAGUACAAACUUAAUGAAACAGGCUCCAAAGAAACUUGAGGCUCUCACGCAGACGUUGGGUGGCAGUAAUUCACAGGUGAGCACAAAAAACCCUCAGCCUUUGAAAAAAGACAGUGUGCUCACACCACUUCCAAAAGCACCAAAAAGAAAGCCAUCAAAGCAGGAUGAGUUUGAUCAAGAACUUGAUGACCUCUUGAAAGAGAUUGAUAUUGACACAGAGGGCAGCACAACAAUUCCAAGCUUUGGCAAAAGACAGGAAGUGUGUACAGGGCUUCCAAAAACGACAAAUAAAAAACCUUCAAAGCACGAUGAGCUUGACGACCUCCUGAAAGAGAUGGACAGUGACAGCGAUACACAGAAGAGCAAGAACACUCCAAAGCCCUGCAAGAAAGACAUUGUGUGCACACCAUCCCCGAAAGCAACGUUUGGAAAAGCUUUAACAAACCCAUUAGCACCCAUGGCACCACCACAGAAUAAGCUUGUGGGAAAUGGCCGUCUUGAUAAAACUUUACCUAUAAGUAAAGCAAACCCACUACCACCAUUAGCAAACCCACUGUCUUCGAGGGCAGUUCAUGGUAAAGCAUUGCCCCCUCUAAAAGCAACGGCUUCAGUUCAGUCCCCUAUUUCAUCCAUUUCAAGUUUGUCCUCUGCAAAUAUGGGAGGGCAAUACAGACCAUCUCCAAACAUGACGGUAGAUAAACCAGUGACUCCAUCAAUAAAGAUGGAAGACAAUUUUGAUGAUGAAGAGGAUGACAUUGAUUACGAAGAGAUGAUGAGGGAAAUCGAGGAGACAGAGAACAGAAUGAGGGAAAAGAGGAAAAAUAUGAAAUAAUUUUAUUACAAAUAUAUUUCCUUCUUCAGCUCCUGUCACGAUCCUCUUGCCAACCUUCAAUUCCCCCAUUUCAUCGGUGUACCAUUGCACCAACACUGUGGCAUAGAGGCAACUUGUUCCUUCACUACUGAACCAGUAUUACUUGAACGCAGGAGCCAGAUCCACAACUUCCUUAAAUGUUCAAUUCAUUAAAAAUAUAUAUAAAUAAAUAUAUUUUGUGUUUUUAA
Messenger RNA from Engraulis encrasicolus (European anchovy), 5332 nucleotides. Its product is annotated as zinc finger CCCH domain-containing protein 13-like. NCBI's taxonomy places the organism in Eukaryota, Metazoa, Chordata, Actinopteri, Clupeiformes, Engraulidae. The coding region runs from base 102 to 5105 and encodes 1667 amino acids. The transcript is spliced from 4 exons. The record is from RefSeq and is a predicted model, not a curated record.